UCAAACCAUCACUUUCGCUCUCUUCUUUCUCUCUCUUAAUUUCACCAUGGUUAAAGACCUCCAAACCCCAAAAGAUUUCCAAGAAAACCAAUCACCAAACAUCAACUCUCCUCCUCCAAAUGAAUGCAAAACCCCAAAAUCUCCUUCAUGUAAGAUUCCCAAAGCUGUUAACUGUCCUGGUGCUCCUAAGAAACCGAAAAGGGCAAAUCGGUCAUCGUGCAAGAGAAGAUUGCGAUUUGAGAUUGUCGUCAUGGUUGCUGAGGAAGAAAUCGAUUCAUUUUUCAGGAAUGCUGAAGAUGCUAACAAUGGUUGUAACAAGAUCAUGAAAAGAAGACGUAGCAUGUAAACUCAUAGAAAAUGUUAUUCAGAAAUAAUCAUCUGAUAUCUGAAACUCAUAAGUGACUGAUUGAUAAAAGUUGUUGCAAAGAGUCUAACUCUAGUAGUAGUUUUUAGAAUUAAUAGUAAUGUCAAGUUUCAUUUAUUCAUCGUGUCGUGUCGUAUCGUAUCGUUAGGUAAGUUAUUAGCUAGCUAGCUAGUAGUAACAAAGAAAAAAAAUAGUUUUAAGUAUUAUUUAAUAGUAUCUAUUGCACAUUUCUUUUUCUUGUUUUAGUAUGUCAAGUAUGGUUGUAAUUUUAGAUAUGAAUUAUGGGUAUAAAUCAAUG
Solanum tuberosum (potato) is the source of this 662-nucleotide messenger RNA. RefSeq names its product cyclin-dependent protein kinase inhibitor SMR3-like. The coding region runs from base 47 to 346 and encodes 99 amino acids. The record is from RefSeq and is a predicted model, not a curated record. Gene Ontology annotation, biological process: regulation of DNA endoreduplication. Lineage: Eukaryota; Viridiplantae; Streptophyta; Magnoliopsida; Solanales; Solanaceae. The transcript has a single exon.